Messenger RNA from Dimorphilus gyrociliatus, 490 nucleotides. NCBI's taxonomy places the organism in Eukaryota, Metazoa, Annelida, Polychaeta, Dinophilidae. The record is from the annotation of a GenBank genome assembly.
AUUCAUGUUAGAUGAAAGUACUAACGCCAAAGUCGGUAAUUCUUUUUUACUAAGGAAAGUUGGUUAUUUGUACACUUUAUGCUUUAGAAACAAAGAAUCGUACGUCUAUUAUUAAAUUUACAUACUAUAUAUAUAUACAAUAUAAUUCUAAUAUACUAUACGCUUUAUGUUUAUACUUAUAAAACAGUUGACCAAAAUGGACACAAUGAUUUCGAAUGUACUGCAAUUCGGCGACUCAAGACUGGGUGGAGGAGAUGAUUUUACAGAUCAACUUAAUAGUAAAUACACAGUUUAUCUCCUGGUCGCAUUGUCGGUGAUUGUAUCGACAAAUCAUUAUAUAGCGGAAGCUAUAUCUUGCUGGUGUCCAAAUAAUUUUACGGAUGCUCAAGUUGAAUAUACAAAAUCAGCUUGUUGGUCAAGGAGAGCUUAUAGAGUACCUAAGGUGUCGGAUUAUUAUGAUAUCUAUACCAAGGGAAACGAUAAUGAGUAA